Molecule: messenger RNA, 528 nt
Organism: Meloidogyne enterolobii
Lineage: Eukaryota; Metazoa; Nematoda; Chromadorea; Rhabditida; Meloidogynidae
Source: the annotation of a GenBank genome assembly
AUGUUUGAAGAAAAUGUUGAUUCAAAAGGAAUGAUGGCAAGUGGUUAUUUGGAGGAUUUGAGAAAUUCAGCCAGAAUUGUCAUUUGUUUAUUUUCUUCUACCCGGGAAAGCACAAAAGAAUUUAUGCAAGCUGUCAGUCUUUCUGGACUUAAAACACACGAAUAUGUUUAUAUAUUACCUUGGCUACAAGCUGAGGCUAAAGAUGCUUCUCCGUGGAUUGGGGCUGAUGGACAAAUGGUUCAAAAUGUUAAAGAAUUCUUUACUGGAUCGAUUAUUAUUGAUGAUGUAAAUGGAUUUGACAAUACAAUAUUAACACCAUUUAAAGAAAGAGUUGAAUCUAAUGGAAUGUCUGUAGAAGAUUUAAAUUUGCAAAAUAUUUAUGGUUAUAUCCAUUUAUAUGAUGCUCUAAAACUUUAUUCUUUGGCUGCCAGAAUUGCUUUAAAUGAAACUAAUGGAAAUCCAAAUGUAACGACUGAUGGACGUUAUUUGUGGAAUAAAAUGCGAAGAAUGACCUUCCCUGGUAGAUAA